This is a messenger RNA of Impatiens glandulifera, 1630 nucleotides long. RefSeq names its product FCS-Like Zinc finger 8-like. The record is from RefSeq and is a predicted model, not a curated record. The coding region runs from base 523 to 1263 and encodes 246 amino acids. The transcript has 3 exons. Lineage: Eukaryota; Viridiplantae; Streptophyta; Magnoliopsida; Ericales; Balsaminaceae.
CUUUUUUUUCAUCCUCUUUCUCUCUCUUUCGUAUCCAUUGAUCAUUUGUGGCCAAUUUUCAGACUGAAAUACUGAGAUAAUCAGCCAAACCUGAAAAAUCCCCAGCAAUCAAAACCCAAAACUCCAUUAGCAGUAGUACAAUCAAACGUAAGCCUUUCUGGUUUGCACACCAACUGUUUGUUUAUAUGCCUACAUGAAGCUUAGUAGCCUGAUUUCUCAGAAACCAUCUUCUUCUUCUUGGCCUUUAUGUUGAGAGAGUAAAGCUCAAGAUAGGAAGAUCCGGAAAACCACGAAACAUGGAGGCUUCAGAAAUUUGGCAGGUCCUUCGAUAGCAUCUCUUUUCCAAGUGGAAAAUUGGUGAGCAUUUGGUAUUAGGUUUUGCAGUUAAUUGGUCACCUGCUCUCUCAAACUCCAGAGGAUCUAAAAGCUGACGUUUGAUAUUAUUUUAUUUUGGGUCAUCAAGAAAGUUUUGCUUUUUUUGGGUUUUUGUUUCUUGGGUUUGAGAAUUAGACUAGGGAAGAAAUGGCAGACCAUCAUAACUCACUCUCCCAAAUUCAUUUCACCAAAUCUGUUUCGUCAUUCUCUGGAUCACCGAGGUUUUUCAAUGGGUUUCUAACAAGGAGUUUAUCAGAUACUGAAACAAUGAGUCCAGUUUCAAUUCUCGAUACAAAACCAUUCUCAAACUCUUCUUCAAACCCAUCAUUUGGUACUAUUUUCAGUACCCUCUCUGUUAAACUCCCGAAGAAUUCUCCUGUAAAUAAACAAUCUUGGGAAGAAUUCGGUACUAGAGGGAUUGGUCUCGUUCUUGAUGACUUGAUAGCCGAUGAGAAGAAUUCUGAAAACAUUUCUUCUCCAAAAUCAAGUAGUACCGGUAAGAUCCUGUUUGGAUCAAAGCUUAAGAUUCAAAUUCCACUUCUUGCUGUUUCUCCUAGUCAAUCACCAAAAUCUCCUGCUGAUUUUGGGAUCAAGAGUAACCGAGAUUUUUCAAUGAGCCCUUUAUCAGUCAACUCUCCUAAGACUCUUUCAAGAUAUCCAUCUUUUAGUGAGAUGGAAUUAUCAGAGGAUUAUACUUGUGUCAUCACUCAUGGACCUAAUCCAAGAACCACUCAUAUCUUUGAUAACUGCAUUGUGGAGAGCUGUCCUAAUGUAGUUGGAUCGAAAAGGGACCAACAAUGUUGUCUGAAUCGAGGUGAGAAAGGCUCGUGCAGUUGCCAAGACACGAUCUUUGAUGAUGAGAAUGUGGAGUUUGGAAGUUCUUUUUAGAAACCCAUCAUCUGUUUCUAUUUCUCUAUCUCUAUCUAUAUCUAAUUCUCUUUUUUGGCAUGAGAUUAUUAUUGUUGUUCUGUCUGUCCUAACCUCUCUUCUCAGAGGCUUUAAUUUUUAUACUUAAGUUUUGUGUAAAAGACGAUCAAACCCAUCUGGGUUCGGCUUUGCAAAGCCUUAUUUUGGCUUUCAGUACUGUUAUCUCUGUGAAGAAGAAGAAGGUGAAUGAUUGAAGAAUAUUAUUGUUGGUAUUUGUUUUUCACUAGCCAUGGCCGUCAUCAUUAUUAUCAUGGUCUUUUUCAAUUAUGCGUUUCACUAUCUGUCUUCUCUGGAUUAAUAUUAUUAUUAUUAUAAUAAUUAUUAUUAU